Messenger RNA from Salarias fasciatus (jewelled blenny), 4920 nucleotides. It is a transcript of the gene rpap1, whose product is annotated as RNA polymerase II associated protein 1. The record is from RefSeq and is a predicted model, not a curated record. Gene Ontology annotation, biological process: transcription by RNA polymerase II. The transcript has 26 exons. Lineage: Eukaryota; Metazoa; Chordata; Actinopteri; Blenniiformes; Blenniidae. The coding region runs from base 25 to 4245 and encodes 1406 amino acids.
GAUCUGGAGCGUAACUACAGAGGGAUGUUGCGGCGUCCGAAACCCAGCGACUCUGAGGCCGACCUCCUGAAGGAGCAGCAGCGGUUCCUGAACUCUGGGGCUCCUUCUGCCGCCAGCGUGGUGCGCCGGCCUGACAAGAGGAGAGGGGAGGCAGGAGGAGGAGGAGGAGGAGGACACAACGAGGAUGUGGGGGGCAGCCAGAAGGACGUGGUCACCAUCGAAGACCUCCCAGAGCAGCUGCCCUCGCUCACCCCGGCCCCCCCCAAGAAGUCCCGCUUCAAGACGGGCCGCGUGACGUUCGAGGACGAAGACGCGGCGGAGCGGCUGGACAGACACGACACUCACCUGACCGCCGUCCUCUCCAGGAUCGUCGAGAGAGACACCAGCGCCGCUCCCAUCUCGCUGCCGGCGCUCACCGCUGUGGCUUUCCCCCGAGCUCAGCGCCGCUCAGACACCAGCAGCCAGCCGCCGGCAGCCGGAGGGAAGAAGAGCAUCUUCGCCCGUCAGAUCGCCGCCCAGAGACUCCAGCAGACAGAAGCCGUCCGUCAGAGUCCGCCUGAAGCUGCUCCGGCUGCUGAACCCCGAGGCUCAGGUCCCAGGCUGGUGUCGGGUCAGGGCCUUCAGGGGCUCCGGGGUCCAGACGGCUCGGAGGAGACCGUGAGGAUCCACCGGGAGAACCAGGCCCGGCUGCAGGCCAUGUCCCAGGCCGAGAUCCUCCAGGAGCAGAAGAGGCUGCUGUCUCAGCUCGACCCUCGGCUGGUGGAGUUCGUCAGAUCUCGUCAAGCCCAGAAGGUCCGGCCCUCCCAGUCUGAGCUCCAGGAUGAGAGCAGCAGCAGAGAUCAGCUGAUUCACAGUGAGAGCAGAGAGCCCAGCUCCUCCUGCUCCUCCGCCGCCGCCGCCGCCGCCGAGCUGCUUCACAGACACCAAGAGGUGGACAUGGACGAAGAGCAGGAGGAGGAGGAGCAGGAUGAAGGGCCGCCUCCGUCCACACUGACAGAGGCUUCUCUGCCCGUGAAGCCUCAGAAGGAGUGGCUCCACAUGGACAAGCUGGAGCCGGAGAAGCUGCAGUGGACGACGGACCUCCCGGCCCCCCGGAGGAAAGGCACCAAGCAGGCCAUGCAGGCCCGCUUCGACUUCUCGGGGACCUUGAUCCCCCCCACCGAGGACCUGCCCACACACUUAGGGCUGCACCACCACGGAGACGAGCCGGAGAGGGCGGGCUACUCCCUGCAGGAGCUCUUCUUGUUGUCUCGCAGUCAGAUCACCCAGCAGAGGAGUCUGGCGCUCUGCACGCUCGCCAGCGUCCUGUCAAAGGCGCGUGCGGGUCAGUACCGCCCGGCCCUGACGGGCAGCGUGACGUCCUCGCUGCUGGACGCCGGCCUGCUCUUCCUGCUGCGCUUCGCGCUGGACGACGGCGUGGAGGCGGUGAUGUCUGCCGCCGUGCAUGCUCUCCGUGCGCUGCUGGUCUGUGCAGAAGACGAAGACUGUCUGGACUCCACCUUCUCCUGGUUCGGCGGUCUGUCCUCGUUCCCCCUGCUGCCGUCGGCUCAGGAGGAGGAGGAUGAGGAGGACGAAGGGCUGGAGGAGAGCAUGAAGGAGACGGCGGCGGAGAAGGAGGAGAAGAAGAGCGACCACGCCGUGGCGUCGCAGGACGCCGUGAAGGGUCUGCUGAGGAUGAAGCUCCUCCCCCGGCUGCGCUACAUCCUGGAGGUGGUCCGCCCGUCGCCGCGGGUGGUCCAGGACGUGCUGGAGAUCCUGACGCGAGUCGCCCGCCACUCGUCCUCCUCGGCCAGUCAGGUGCUGGACUGCCCCCGCCUGAUGGAGACGGUGGUGUCGGAGUUCCUGCCCGCCUCCUGGUCGGCGCCGUCCUCCUGGCCCCCCCGCUGUGUGUACGGACUCCCGCUGCCCGGCGCCGUCAAGCUGCUCCGGGUGCUGGCCGCCUCGGGCCGCCACGCCUGCGCCCGCCUGCUGAACGGCGUGGGCGUGAGGGAGCGCCUGUCCUGCCUGCUCGGCGCCGACCCCGCCCAGCUGCUGCUGGAGCGCGGCGAGGCGCUGCGGCUCUGCGUCGAGGCCCGCCGCCUCUGGGCCGUGGCGGCGGCGUACGGCCAGGCCUGCCAGCUGUACCUAGACUUGUACCCGGCCGUGGUGAAGGAGCUCCAGGCCGUCCACCAGCUGGCCCGCCCCCCGGACCCCCUGCUGCCCCUGCAGCUGCAGGGGGUCCAGGCCCUGCUGGUUCUGCUCACUCAGGUCACACACACCGCCGGCUGCCAGGAGGAGCUGCAGGCCGCCCUGCUCAGCUCUCAGGGGGACCCGUGCCCCCCUCCGCCCCCGGUGUCCUGGAGCCAGGUCUCGGGUCUGCGGGCGUCCCUGACCGGGAGCCUGAAGGGCCUCAUCAGAGGCCUGGACGACCCGGCGCAGAGGGACAGCAGCCUCGCUCUGAUCCCCGCCUACCUGCUGUACCUGCAGGCCCACUACCAGCAGCUGUCCAGACAGAGCUGCUUCGGGCCGGUGGAGGCUCUGCAGGAGGUGGAGCUGCUGGCGUCGGAGGUGCUGCUGCCGCUGAUGAGCCACGGCGCCGUUCAGGGCCUGAUGCAGGACCUCCGCUCGUCCUCGGCGGUGUGCGGCGCCGUCCACGCCGGUCCGGAGCUUCCUCCCAGCCUCCCCGGCCUGGCCUGCUCCGGAUGGAGGAGCCGCCCGGGGCCGGCGGCGCCCGGCUCCCCCUUCCCCCUGCUCACCGGGCUGGUCCUGCUGCUGGACACCGUCACCGGGAUCCACAAGGCCCUCUGCAGGAAGUUCUCCGGCCUCCUGCUGUCUGCUCCGGUGAUGGACUACCUGCAGAGCUGCAGCCGGGCGAGGCCGGCCAUGACCCACAGCACCGUGUGGCUGCUGCGGCACGAGCACCACCUGCUGUACCUGCUGCUGCGCCUGGCUCACCGGCUGGUGCCGCUGGAGCCUGAGGUGUCCAGACACGCCGGGCUGUUCCACCAGGUGGCGCUGGUCCUCCUGCCGUGGCUGCUGCCCGGCAGCGAGUUCCUGGCUCACGAGCUGCUGUCGGCCCUCAUCUUCAGCAGAGACUUCAUCCUGGAAGGCGGCAGCGGCGGCCCCGAGGCGGUGGAGCUGGGGGAGCUGAAGCUGGACGGGGGGCCGCCGGGCGGCGGCUCGCUGGGCCCCCUGCUGAGGGAGGCCUGCCUGCAGCUGCCCUCCAUCCGCGGCUGCUUCCUCACACACCUGGCGCACCUGGAGCCGGCCGUCCUGGCGUCGCGGGACGCCCUCCUGGGCCGGCCCCCCCGGGUCUCCUCCCUCCUCCUGCCGGAGCUCAGCGGGCCCGCCGUGCCGUCCGACUGGCCCUUCCUGCCGCUGGUCGGCCUGUACGAGCGCACGGAGAUGGGCGGGGCCGGGGGCGGGGGCGGGGCCGGGGGCCUGGCGGUGGAGGAGCUCCCUCCGGGGGCCCUGCAGGCCGUGACCCACUGUCUGCAGUGGCUGCUGCUGCUGGAGGUGUGGAGGGAGGAGGCUCUGCAGGCCGUCCCCCCGGUGGCCAGGCUGGCCCGCCUGUCCUGCGUCUUCCUGUGUUCCAGUGACCUGUUCCUGGAGCGUCCGGUCCAGAGACUCGCCUGGGCUCUGUUCAGGCUGAUGACCAGGGGAUCCCGGCUGGACUCGUUGGACCUGGGCGCGCCCCCCCCGGGGCUGGCCUCCUUCCAGGACCUGUACUCGGCGCUGCUGUCGCAGUACGAGGCCGUCUCCUUCGGGGACCGGCUGUUCGGCUGCUGGCUGCUGCUCCCGCUGCAGAGGCGGUACAGCGCCGCCAUGAGGCUGGCCGUGUUCGGCGAGCACGUGGGCGUGCUGCGGUCUCUGGGGGUCACGCCGGAGCAGCUGUCCGUCCCUCUGGAGCGCUUCACCGCCCCGCCGGAGGACUCCCUCCCCCUGCUGCAGCUCUACCUCCGCGCUCUGGUCACCGGCGCCCUGAGGCCCAGCUGGUGCCCCGUGUUGUACGUGGUCGCUCUGUCUCACGUCAACGCCUUCGUCUUCUCUCAGGACGCCGCGGCGCAGGAAGUGGAAACGGCUCGACACAGCAUGUUGAGGAAGAUCUACUACCUGACUGAUGAGGUCCUGAGGAAACACUUGCUGUUCUUCCGACUGCCUCAGCAACACUCGCAGCUGGGCUUCGACAUGUACGACGAGCUGCCUCCCAUCAGGACCCGGCGUCUGGAGAGCGUCGUCAAGCCCAAGGACGGCGGCCAUAACUGAAGAAACGGGACAGGAAGUAGAAAAUACUGAUAAGGAAGCGUCGGUCGAGGAAAACAUGGAAGAUUUCACUCCUGAUGCUAAACAGGAAGCGUCUCGGACCACAAACUUCCUCUCCUUUCUUUUUUAGCCUGUUUGAUGUAUUUUACAGUCUGUUGACGUCUGACCAGACGUUGAAAGUGAAAGGCGGACGCGAACUCUGACCUUCUCUCGUCUUUCAAUGUGACUCCAGAGCUUCUCCAUCCCUCCUCACCUUUAGGAACGACACUUCCUGGCGUCUCCUCAAGUGCCUGAAAUGAUCGUGAUCUGUGUGAAUAAACGAUGACUGGAUGAUGACGAAGGGUUGUGUUUCAGCGUCUGGAUCCCAGAACCUGGACUAUGAUCCUGGAAGUUUGACUGCAGUCCAAGGUUUCAGAGUUUCUUGGUUUCUCAUACUUCAUAAUAAUGAAAGCAAUUCAAAAUCACUCCAUACUGGAUAAAAACAACACACUUGGUUAAUAUGAGCCGUAAAGAUGUCGUUCUCACUGAAUCAUUGAAGCGAACUGAGCCUCUUAAAAUGAUUGUCUGUACCUUUAUUCAGCCUGUCUUGGUUUUUUUAAAAUAAUGAAAUAUGCUACUAAAUGCAACUAGAACAAAUUUGCAGUUCCUGAAGAAACUGCAAGUGUGAAUGCUGAGCUG